UGAAGGAGAAGGUCGAAUUUUAUUCGAUAGAACAGGCCUCUCACGACGUGGUAGCUGGAAGGAUAGCUGAAGCAGUCAAGCAGAACGGUCCUUUUGUUGGUGGGAUACAGUUAAUUCAAACUUCGAAUUCUGAGUUGACGUUCCCUGCAGCGUUCAUUGUCUUCAUCAAUUGGUGGUCACGUCCUUUCCCUUGGCCUAUGGACGAAGCUCUGAUUGGUCCACUAGUCGAGACAGGAUGUGAAAUGUUCAGCUCUGGGGGUGCAGGAUAUGACUUUGUCAGUUCCAGAUGAUCAUCCGAUACUCCGAACUCCGAGGUUCUGGUUCUCAUUCUUUCACUCUACUUCAGGUCGACAUCAAGUACAUGACAGCUAAAGGCGUGUACUACGCCAACACACCAAAGAUGCCUGCACUUCGGACUGCAGAUAGCACUGCGAUGAUGAUAUUACAAGCUCUUCGUGGAUCAUCUGAACGCGAAGCCGAUGCUCGUGCAGGGAAAUGGUUGGAUCCGUCGAAACCCCUGGCAAAAGACGCUAGGUGCUCGACGUUAGGGAUCGUUGGGAUGGGUAAUAUCGGGAAACUUGUUUCCGGACAUAUGCAGCAUUUUGGUAUGAAAGUCGUAUAUUACAAUCGGAAUCGCCUACCACCAUAUGAGGAGAACGGAGCGGAAUUCGUUUCGUUCGAGGAGUUACUGGUGCGCUCGGACGUCAUAUCGCUGCAUUGUCCAUUGAACGAGGGCACACGACAUCUAUUCAAUAAGCAAGUAUUCGACAGAAUGAAAGAUGACAUGAUCAUCGUGAACACGUCCAGAGGAGCUGUGAUAGACGAAGACGCGCUCGUUGAGGCACUGAACUCUGGAAAAGUUCUUCGCGCUGCUCUGGACGUAUACGAGUUUGAACCGAAAAUUCACCCCGGACUCAUUGCUUCGCCGCGUACAACGCUCCUUCCUCAUGCCGCAGUGGCCAACGAGACAUUUGAAAAAGAUCAGCAAAUGGAGAUUUUGCUCAAUCUGGAGACAUUUAUCAGGACUGGGAAGCCUGUGAACGCUGUCAAUGAAAUGUAAUCACGGCGAGAGAUGCGCCUGUUGCAAUUCUGCAGGCGACGUUUACAUAGGCUUGUGUUUACGUUUCUUGCGCGUAGAAGGUAAGGUGCUAGGCAGAAUAACUUCGAAAAGGUAACUCGAUGGAAUUAUGUGUUGGAUUGCGAGGUCCUUCCGAAUGAUAUAUGUUCGUUUUCAUUCGGAGCAUAACCUUGUCUACUUGUUGUCUACGUAUGUAACUUUGUCCACUAGUUGCUACUGGUUGUUUUUCCAAAAAUUGUUGAAAUUUACGGCUUUGGCUAUACAUACUAGUGUGCACAUUCGAAUUUCCGGGUGCGCCGAUUUGCUUUCUUUCUGUUCCAUUAUUUUAUGGCUCGAGAGUCGAAUGGCUUGGAAAAAGGCUGGAAACAUGGGACUCGGGAAUGAUUUUACAUGCG
This is a messenger RNA of Lentinula edodes (shiitake mushroom), 1473 nucleotides long. Its product is annotated as D-isomer specific 2-hydroxyacid dehydrogenase. The coding region runs from base 287 to 1060 and encodes 257 amino acids. The record is from RefSeq and is a predicted model, not a curated record. The transcript has 6 exons. NCBI's taxonomy places the organism in Eukaryota, Fungi, Basidiomycota, Agaricomycetes, Agaricales, Omphalotaceae. Gene Ontology annotation, molecular function: glyoxylate reductase (NADPH) activity; NAD binding; hydroxypyruvate reductase [NAD(P)H] activity. Gene Ontology annotation, cellular component: cytosol.